GUAGGGGCGGAGAGGAGAGGAGAGCAGAGGAGGAAAGAGGAGAGGAGAGGAGCAGACAGAGAAGCUGCCAGGCUGCGCCGACAGCACGGAGGUUCACAUCCGACGGGCUUCGACGCUGGAGCUGGACUUUCUACAGCGACUCCCUCCGCGGUGAUAAUAAACCAAAGAGGAGAGAGAUCCGUGUGCAUACAGAGAGAGGGAGAGAGCAGAAGAAGAAAAGGAAAGGAGGAGGAGGAGGCUGACGAGACAAGUGGGAAGGAGAGUCGGACUCCAAGUUGCUGGCGCGCUGCGCUGCGCUGCGCUCCUGAGCUGAUGGCAUCCGUACUUGGAAACGGCAGCCGCGCGCCGGGCGCUCCGAGCGGCCAGGUCCGGUGCAAGCUGAAGCGGAGGAGGAGGAGGCGAUCCAAGAGGAAAGAGAAAGUCAGUAUGCUGUCGGCAUUGAUCGCUCCCUUCAAGUACAUAAGCCCUGGGACCAGCAGCACGGAGGACGAGGACAGUUUGAGCACGAGCAGCGCGGAGGUGAAGGAAAACCGCAACGUAGGGAACUUGGAGGACCUCUCCGGAGAAUGCCAGUCGCGAGGGGCCGGCUCUGGCCUGAAGAGGAAACGGCCCCUGGAGGAAGACAACAACGGGCGCCUGUGUCAGCUCCGACUCAUCUAUAAGAAGCUCUCCUGGUCUGAGGCGCCAAAGAACGCCUUAGUGCAGCUGAACGAGCUUCGGCCGGGGCUGCAGUACCGCCUGGUAUCCCAGACCGGCCCCGUCCACGCUCCCGUCUUCUGCAUCGCCGUGGAGGUCAACGGGCUCACCUUUGAGGGCACCGGACCCACGAAGAAGAAAGCAAAGAUGAGGGCCGCCGAACUGGCUCUCAAAUCCUUCGUCCAGUUCCCCAACGCGCCCCAGGCCCACCUGGCCAUGGGAAACAUCGCCAACCCCUCGGCGGACUUCACGUCCGACCAGGCCGACUUCCCCGACACGCUCUUCAAGGAGUUCGAGGCGUCGCCGUGCUCCGACGGCCUCGCGCUCUGCGACCCGUCGAGCGAGAGCGAGCUGCUGUCGAGCGAGCUGCUGCGGCACGGACGGCUGCUCCGCCACACGUUGGACCUCAUGGUGCAGGCCCAGCAGAGGCUCGGCGGGAUCGUCCCGGAGCCCGAGGCGCCGAAGAGUCCCGUGGCGCUGCUCAACGAGCUCCGGCCGGGCCUGCGCUACGCCUGUCUGUCGGAGCGAGCCGAGGGGAGGCGGCCGCGGAGCUUCGUGAUGGCGGUGCGCGUGGACGGGCGGAUAUUCGAGGGCUGCGGUCGCAGCAAGAAACUCGCCAAGACCCACGCGGCCCAGUGCGCUCUUCAGGGCCUCUUCGACAUCAGGACAGCCCCCGAAGGGAGGACGGGCCUCAAAGCCAGCAGGAAGAGUUGCUCUCAUUUACCCCAGGACUUUGCCGAUUCAAUAUUCCACCUGGUGAGGGAGAAGUACCGGUCGCUGGUGGGCGGCUGCAGUCCGGCGCACGCUCGACACAAAUCCCUGGCAGGCAUCGUAAUGACCCGAGAUCUGGACCUGAGGCACGCCCAGGUGGUGGCGCUAUCCACGGGAACCAAAUGCAUCAACGGGGAGUACCUGAGCGACCAAGGACAAGUCAUCAACGACUGUCACGCCGAAGUCACGGCGCGAAGGGCUCUGAUACGUUUUCUCUACUCUCAACUGGAACUUUUCUUGAGUAAAAGGCUGGAGGACUGGGAGGAGUCGAUAUUUGUCCGCCACAAAGAGCAGAGUUACAGGUUGAGAGACAACGUCCAUUUCCACAUGUACAUCAGCACUUCGCCAUGUGGGGACGGGAGGCUCAACUCGCCUUAUGAAAUUACAAGUGAUCUACACAGCAGCAGACACCUCAUGAGGAAGCAUCGAAGCCACCUGCGGACCAAAAUCGAGUCCGGCGAAGGGACGGUUCCUUUGCGAUGCCGGGGGCCCGUCCAGACAUGGGAUGGCAUUCUACAGGGGGAGCAGCUCAUCACCAUGUCCUGCACAGACAAGAUCACCAGGUGGAACGUCUUGGGCCUGCAGGGGGCGCUGCUGAGCCACUUUGUGGAGCCGGUGUACCUGCACAGCAUCACUGUGGGAAGCCUGCGCCACACUGGUCAUCUGAGCAGAGUUCUGACCCAGCGGCAGGAGCGCCUGGGCCCUCUGCCCGCCACAUACAGACGCAGCCAGCCUCUGCUUAGUGGGCUGAGCAACAUUGAGUACCAGCAGCAGGGGAAGGCCACGUGCGUCAGCAUCAACUGGACGCUGGGCGACGCGCAGGCGGAGGUGGUCAACACGGCGACGGGUCGGCGCCGGGAUUCAGGGACGCCGUCGCGCAUCUGCAAGCACGCCCUGUUCACCCGCUGGAACAGACUGCACCGAAAGCUGGGGCUCCACGUCUCCAGCUCAGCGACAGACCCUCAGCCCAUGUACAGCGAGGCCAAGAUGGCGGCGCGUCCUUACCAGAUCGCGAAGCAGCAGUGGUUCAAGUCUCUGCAGGAGACGGGCCUUGGUACCUGGGUGAAGAAACCUCCGGAGCAGGAGCAGUUCCUGUUGUCCAUCUGAGCAACGCCGUGUGUGUGUGUGUGUGUGUGUGUGUGUGUGUGUGUGUGUGUGUGUGUGUGUGUGUGUGUGUGUGUGUGUGUGUGUGUGUGUGUGUGUGUGUGUGUGUGUGUGUGGGUGUGACCUUUAUUUUUUUAGGGUAAGAUAACGCCCCCCACAGCUUCAUACCAGGAAGUGCACCCUCCAAACCCAAGAUUACCAACCCUUGUGCGUGUCCGCAGUUUUCAUUCUGUUUCGUGUCGCCCUUUCAUCCCGUCACUGAAGCCACCAGCAGAAGAUCAUGUAGGAAAACUAGAGUUGAAAAGCUGGAGUUUCUUUCCCCUUUGAACACAAACAAGUUUAAGCAAACACCCAUCUAAAUACACCCGCCCCCCCACCCUCCAUUCCCGUCCGUGGCUGUCAAGGAAAAAGGGGGUUGGGGUAACCUUGAGCAGAAUGAAAGGCAGCCGCUAUCUUGUCAUCAGCUAUUUCUGGGCCCUGAGGCUCCCGCUGAGGAGCGAAGCCACGGGGGAGAAAGAGAACGAGGCAGGCUGAGCAAGGGGAAAGGAUGGGGGAAAAAAAAAAAAAGAGGGUCCAAGUCCAAUUACCGGCCCUGUCAGGGUGACGGGUGAUAGAGACGAAGGCAGGGAGUGAGGAAAGAGAAGGACAGGGUGGUUCACCUUCUCCUCUUUUAUUACUACCUCCAUCCUUCUUCGCUUAAUUCACCUUUUUAACUCUCCUGUGCCCUCUCCCUCCGUCCGAGGGGAGCUAAACAUGACACAGCGACAGGUUAAUGCAGCCCUGGAGGAGGUCUGGGGUAUAAAUGACAUCAUUACUUCACAACUAAGCACAAGAACGGAGGAGGAGACGGACCGGAGAGUUUCUUCUUUGCAUUUUUUCCUUGGUCUUAACAAAAGCUCAGUAACAACAUUCAUACUCAUCGUUUCUUCCCCUUCAGUCUGAUAACAGCUAUUAGUGACGCUUUUUUUUUUUGUUACCCUUACUUUCAACUCCCAUCACCGUCAGAUCCGAGGUCCAACACCCGAUAGGUCACCGUCCGCCCCAUGUAAAUUAGCACCUUAAUGCAUCUGGUCUUUGCAUAUUUUGUCUGUGUAUCACUGUGAUGUCUUUCUAUUCAUCAUGAUCAUGACUCUACUGUUCUGUCAGCGUUCUCUAUAAAUAAUUGAGCCGCAGCAUCAGGCCGCCGGCGGCAGCGAGAUCCAAGCAGUGACAUCAGUGACAUCUAGUGGUUUCUCUGAGUACUGCGCCCUGUUCAGACCUGGUGGUUUCACUGGGACUGUGUGAGCGUUGAGAUGACAAACAGAAAGAUUUACACCAGAAAGCUACCUUAUGACUCAUGCUCCAUUAUUGGUUUUCCCCUCAUUCAUUGAGAUCCAAGAGAGACCUAUUUUGAUAAACAGUAAUUAUCGUAGCAAUGAAAUUGGGAUUUAGUGAUAUAUAUUUUUAUAAAAAUUUAUAGUGAGACUUGAAUCUGUUUGGGCUGGACUGAACAUGGCGUGAUCAGAUGAAGUCACACUAACAGUAGAACCUGCAUGCUGUUCAAAUUCAAACAAUACUUUAUUGAUCCCAAAGGGAAAUUAGAUACACAUUGUGUGUAUUGUGUGUAAUUGCAAAAUUACAAAUGAUGCAUCUUAUGCAGUGGCGGAUGUGCAUAUCACUACUUAUUUCAUUUUGAAUGUUUUACUGUUUUGUUUUUUUUUUGUCAAUGCAACAAUCACAAACGAUUUUCAGGUGGACAAGUGUUAUGUGAGACGCACCAACUCAAAAUUAUUGAACCAGAAGCAAAACAAUAUUACAUCUUUUAACAUUUUUACAGAUGAAAAUUUGAAGGACAUGGCACACAUUUGCUUGCAUCCACUUUUUAUUCUAAAGCCCCUAAAUCAAAUCCAAUUCACUAGUUUGGUCUUUAAUGGAAGAAUAGCAAAGAGGAAGCAGGGGGGUAAUGGUCAUCAGCUUGUUCUGCUAACAGUAGUUGGCAAUCAUUCUGGUUUUGUGACUUGAACUGGCACUUGUUAAUGUCUAUGUGAUGCUUAGUAUAUUUGUUACAUUCAUAUUUGACUUCUUUUGUUGUUUUUUUUUAAGAAUUCAACAUAAACACUUCAUCCCCCAGUGAAAGCUAGAAGUUUUGCAAACCUUGUGAUUUAAAAGGAGCUGAAAUUUGCCUACAUUGAACCUGGAAAAAAACAGAACCAACUGGAGAAAGAUUCAGCUGCGAGCAAAACGAAGAGGAUUCAAAAUCUCCAGUCACUACUUUAUAUUAAUUCAGACACCAAAAAAACUCCACUGUGGAAUAGAUUUUAUGUAAAGUACCGUCUGUAUGUCAGAUCAAUAUCACUGUUUAGGUGCAAAUCUUGGUUUCUCUGGCAAAUGUGACAUUCAUUACCAUCACGCUCCCCAAUGUUAGCAAACACAGAGUUUCACCAAUUUAUUUUUGAGAUAAAACAUAUAACGUUUGUCUGAAAGCUGUUUGCGUGUAAAUAUGUAAAAACAAAUGUACAAAUGAUGUUGAUGAGGAAGGAAUCUAAAAAUGUCCAACUAUGUAAAUCGAGGUACAAGAGGAAUUGCUGCUAAGGUCUGUAAAUUGCACUUCAGUAACAUAAAAAGUGAAUGUUUGUACUGUAUAUGUGAAUAAAACCACUAAAUCUUGUAA
This is a messenger RNA of Poeciliopsis prolifica (blackstripe livebearer), 5221 nucleotides long. It is a transcript of the gene adarb2, whose product is annotated as adenosine deaminase RNA specific B2 (inactive). The transcript is spliced from 10 exons. Gene Ontology annotation, biological process: RNA processing; adenosine to inosine editing. Bases 313 to 2574 code for a protein of 753 amino acids. The record is from RefSeq and is a predicted model, not a curated record. Gene Ontology annotation, cellular component: nucleolus; cytoplasm. Lineage: Eukaryota; Metazoa; Chordata; Actinopteri; Cyprinodontiformes; Poeciliidae. Gene Ontology annotation, molecular function: double-stranded RNA binding; double-stranded RNA adenosine deaminase activity; tRNA-specific adenosine deaminase activity.